AUGGAGGCAACGCCCAUGAGAUGGGCAACAGGAGCCGACAGCACUGCUCAGGUGGAGCGGCAUCAUCAAACUCUUCGUUGGAUCGCCCAGACCUAUUCGCAGAUCCAGAAUCAGUUUCCCGGCGACCUCCACGAGGAGGGUGCAGAGAGACUUCGAAAGACCCUGUGUUGGCUUGUAGAGCAAUGCGAGGAGGUCGACGCACACGCAAAAGGUUUGCUGGCAAGGACGAGUGAUUCUCGGACCUUGUUGAAUUUGCACAGCGAGCAAACUGAGCAAACCCAGGACACCAGACAAUUUCAUCUCCACGCCCAAGUACUAUUACUCGGAAUUGAGGAUGCGGCGGAAAUGUCUCCAUCCAGCUCAUCAUCAGGCAUUUGA
Messenger RNA from Durusdinium trenchii, 378 nucleotides. The record is from the annotation of a GenBank genome assembly. NCBI's taxonomy places the organism in Eukaryota, Dinophyceae, Suessiales, Symbiodiniaceae.